AUGGUCAAUCUCCAGUCUGAAAAACACAUCGAUGAACCAGCAUUCAAGCGGCAAAAGAUCUCACAAGCUACGGCGAAGGACAUUAAGCCACAAUGCAACGAUUACUGCUUGUACGAGUUAAUAGAAGCUCUUCAAAGCAAAGACUCGGAACCCAGCCGCAUAAAGACACAAUCUGACCGUGAAGCUGUAGUUGGUAUCCAUCACUACGUAAACCCUUCUCGCAUUGGGUUCUCCGGCUUACUAAAGAAAAGAUACACCGACUUUAUUGUCAAUGAAAUAGCGCUUGACGGUACAGUUCACCAUUUAACUGAUAUAAAAACGUUUGUUCCUGAAGAUCCAAUAAGCAAAGGUAAUGAAACGGAAAGCAUUUCAGUACAACUUAAACCCCAGCAAUCUAACUCUUUUCCGGAACAUCAUCCAUUAUCAGGAUCAGGCGAAAGCAAACAGACGGAGACUACUACUUCAAAUAUCGCGAAUGUAUCAGAGACCCAAACCUCAGGUGUUUCUGUCGAACAACCAUCCUAUACCGAUGAGGAUCUAUCUCAUCUUAAUGAACUCGUUGGCUCGGAAACUACCGAUGAGAUUUUAAAACUUGAUCAACGAAUUCUCGCAAAGCCUGGUGCAAAGGCUAAAGUUGUCGGUCAUGUCCUGACACCUCCUAUAACUGAUCGCCAAAUUAGAUCCAAACUCCAUCAAUCGCUACGUCGUAUUUUCCAGAGCCGCUUUGAGAGCUCUUUUGACGGCGAAAGCAAAGGUAUUCGAAUUAUUCCUGCUUCAAAAUCAAAUCGAUGUAACCCAGACAAAAGAAGAGAAAAUCGCGACAGUGAAAAACAACUCAAAGGCAAAAUUGGAUGGGAGGAAAGAGGCGGUGAAUAUCUUCAUUUUACUCUUUUCAAACAGGAUAGAGAUACUAUGGAAGUAAUUUCUCAGAUAGCUCGGUUCCUUAAAGUCAAACCCAAUGUGUUUUCCUAUGCGGGUACAAAAGAUCGUCGAGCUGUAACUACUCAGCGUGUUAGCUCUUAUAGGCUCACUCCUAAAGCCCUUUCAAAAGUUAAUAAUAAUGUAUACAACAUAUCUGUCGGCAACUUUAAGUACGAAAAGCAACCUUUAGAGCUGGGCGAAUUAAAAGGAAAUCGGUUCACAAUUUCACUUCGUGAAGUCCGAAUUGAUGGCUAUAAUGAAAAGGACAUUGUAGAACUUCAUAAGAAAGUCAGACAAAUUGUGGGUGCCGCUUGUAAUAGUGUUGCAUCUUCCGGAUUCAUCAAUUACUACGGUCUACAACGCUUUGGCACCUUCGAGAUAGGAACACACAUCAUUGGGCGAUUAAUUUUGCAAGGCAAUUUUCCCCAGGCAGUCAGUAGUAUUCUGCACUGUAGCUCCGACUCGUGGAACCAGGCUAUUCAAGGUUCAGGAGACUCUAAUGACGGAAAAUCUUUGGGUAAGGAUGAGCUGAAUCGGGCAAAAUCAAUUAAGGGCUUCAUCCGUGGCGAAAUAAAACUAGAAGAGACUCUGAACAAUCUCCCGCGUCGAUUUACCGCUGAACGUAAUAUUUUACAGCACUUAAAGGAUCGGAAAUCUCGAGAUUUUCUAGGCGCUCUUCUUAGCGUGCCUAGAAACCUAAGGUUGAUGUACGUUCAUGCUUAUCAAUCAUAUAUUUGGAACUUAGUGGCUAGUGAGAGAUGGGCUCGAUACGGAAGCCAAGUUGUCGCAGGUGACCUUGUUCUGGUUGAUCUACCGAAAAAUAAUCCCUCAAACGAAGCAAAAUAUGAUGAGAGUGGCGAGAUUAUAGUUCGACCUGCGGCUCAUGAUAUAUGCCUUACCCGGGACGCUAUUUAUGAGCGCGCUCGACCUCUUUCAUCUGAUGAUAUUUCAACCCAGAAAUACAACAUUUUUGAUAUAGUUUUGCCUCUUCCAGGGUUUGAUGUAGAGUACCCUGCCAAUGACAUUGGAGACUAUUAUAAAACUUUGAUGGGUAGCGAAGAGGGUGGUGGCCUCGACCCGGCCGACAUGCGACGAAAGCAAAAAGAUUUUAGUCUCAGUGGUAGUUAUCGUAAAUUAUUGGCCCAUGUCAAUUAUAUUCAAUUUUCAAGUAAAAUUUAUCAUGAUGGAAAUGAGCAGCUUGCUGCUACCGAUAUGGAUAAAUUAUCAGAAAGAUGCAAAGAUGACAAAAAUCUUGAAGUCAAAAAACUUAGCUGUCCAACUCAAGAACAUACUACUCCGGAUGGUGCUAGAAUAAAGUUGUCUCGUACUUCCUUUAACCCAAGCUCAUGUAGUAUGUUGGAAUCUUCGGAUAAAGUAGGGGCACUAAGUUCAGACCAAACAACAUUAACCUCGCAGGACACUCCUACGAUCAGUCCUCAUUCUGAAUCCAAAAAGUUGGUCGAAGCCCCUCAAAACGAUUUACUAGCAUCAUCCAAUAUGACUGCCGAAUACUUAGCAGCAGAAUUAGCACCAAGAGCUACAGUAGAAGGCACCAAUCUUGGAAUUAUACUCGAAUUUGAUCUUUCAUCAAGUCAGUAUGCUACGAUGCUUUUGCGCGAGAUAAUGGGAUCCGAUAACGUCCAUCAUUUUCAGCCUGACUUUGGACCUAACAAGAAGCUAUAA
This is a messenger RNA of Blumeria graminis f. sp. triticale, 2604 nucleotides long. Lineage: Eukaryota; Fungi; Ascomycota; Leotiomycetes; Helotiales; Erysiphaceae. The record is from the annotation of a GenBank genome assembly.